Molecule: messenger RNA, 3525 nt
Organism: Dendroctonus ponderosae (mountain pine beetle)
Lineage: Eukaryota; Metazoa; Arthropoda; Insecta; Coleoptera; Curculionidae
Gene: TBC1D16
Product: TBC1 domain family member 16
Exons: 10
Coding region: 643-2691 (682 amino acids)
Biological process (GO): activation of GTPase activity
Cellular component (GO): early endosome
Molecular function (GO): GTPase activator activity
Source: RefSeq, a predicted model, not a curated record
UUAUAAAUUAAUAAGUCGCAGUAUUUUAAUUGUCGAAGUUGUAGAUUCGUAGGUUCGAAGACGAUAUGGAAUUACUGUGGCACCAGAAUCUAGGGCUUGAAUUAGAUCAAUAUACUAUUUUGCUAGUCAUACUAGGUUUAAUGAACAAUACGCUGUGCUUUAAAAGUGAACAUAAUAGCGUUAAAUUGACGAAAGGAAACACGAAUACUUAUUGAUUUCUUAUGAAUGACUUUAUGCCCGUUACAAAAAUACUCAGUUCCUAUCCUUUUAAUAUUCCAUAAAAUAUAGUCGUCAUUAAUAAACGCAACAGCCCACGUUUUCUGAAUUUCCCGAAUUCCCGUUUCACAAGGACGAAAGGAAAAUCAAUAUUCUAGUGGAAGAUCAGCACUGUGGGGGCAACAGGAAAAUGGCGGAAAACCGUGUGUUGGCGACAUAUGUCUUGGAUGGUUACCCAAAAGUGUUUCUGUGAUAAUUUCGGCCCAUCUGCAUAACAAUAAAUAUGGUAAUGCUGCUUUAUCAGUGGGGACAAGAAAUGACUGAGCAUUAAAUCGUAUAGCUGAAAUUGCUUGAACAGAUAAUAGUUAUAAAAGCUACGGUGAGUAGAAGCUAUUCUGUGUUAGUUAAAAAUUAGUAUUGAAAGUGAUGCCUCUCACAGACAUUUUACGACGGGCUUCAACCUACAUUCUUGGCUAUGAAGAAGCGGCUGAAAAAAUGAUGAAAUAUGAUAAUAAUGAGGUACUGUUUUGCAAAAAUAACGUUUGUGUGCAUCCACCAGCUAUGGUAAGACAUGAAAAUGAUAUUCUGCAUAAUCCAGGAUAUUUAACAGUCACAACGAAAAUAUUUGUUGAUCAAUAUAAUGACGUGAAACGACCCACAUUAUUCCUCACUUGGAUUCCAAAUACCGAUUUAUCAAAGUGCACGACGCCGCUUCAAAACACAUUGCACAAAAAGCAAACCAGCUUGGAAAGUUUGACUUCCAACGACUCAUUUAACAGUAGCACUUCAGAAAAUGCGCUUCGACCUUCCAGUAUUGAGCUGAAAAGUACGAAUCCCUUUCUGAACUUUGAUGACAAAAUAGACACUUCUGAGUCGAUCAGUUCGGAGGAGAGCGACAAGAAUACCACGGGAAUCAAUAUAAAUGUGGACAUUUCGAAUCCGGAAAUAGAAAUUAUUCAAACACCGGAUAGCAUCAAGGAUCCGAUAGAUCAGUUUGAGUUUUGCAGAAGCGCCAGCGUUACAUCUACAGAUAGCCAAUACCCUUGGAUUACUACUCCGGAAUAUUUGAUGCAGAAACACAAUCUUAGUUUUCCGGAUAGUGUUAAUAAUUCUCCAAUAUUGCACACAAAACGCCUACAUAAAUGCAGGAGAUUUAGCGUGGACUUGAGCCAGAUGAGAUCUUUACGAUUAUUUUUUAACGACAACAGCUGCACUUGCGGACAACUAGUUGUAGCUUCCAGAGAGUCGCAAUAUAAAAUUCUACAUUUUCACCACGGUGGUUUAGAUCAUUUAGCUCAAGUGCUACAUCAGUGGCAUUCUCUACUGCAUAACAUUAAAUCUGCCAAGGGUGGAGAUGAAAAUCUACCCUACAGACACUUUAUGGUUUGCCGGCCGGAAGUGUCUGAAAUUGAACUACAUCCGGAAGAAGGCCAAGUGCCGAAGCUCUCAGAGGAAGUUUUCAGGGGCCUGUUCAAUGAAGCAGGCCACCUAGAAGAUGAUCUGACUUUGAGAAAAUACGUAUUCUUUUCUGGAAUGGACAGAGAUAUUAGGAAGGAAGUGUGGCCGUUUUUGCUUCACAUGUAUCCUUAUCAUAGCACAUUUGAAGAACGAUUGCAAAUAGCAGAAAUUCGAAGACAGGAAUAUGAAGAAAUUACCAGGAGACGCUUAGACUUGAAUGAGAACAGACUUAAUCAAUUCAGAAGGAAAAUACAGAGUGUAGUGGAAAAAGACGUAGUUAGAACAGAUAGAGGAAAUCCCUUUUUUGCCGGAGACAAUAAUCCAAACUUAACAAUAAUGAAAAACAUUUUGCUCAAUUACGCAAUUUUCAACCCUGGAUUGGGAUACACACAAGGCAUGAGCGAUUUACUUUCACCUGUAUUAUGCGAACUGAAAGACGAGGUGGCUGCGUUUUGGUGUUUUGUGGGAUUGAUGCAAAGAGCAGUAUUUGUGGCUACGCCAACUGAUAGAGAUAUGGACAGAUCACUAAAGUAUUUAAGAGAACUAGUUAGACUGAUGGUGCCAAAAUUCUACGAACACCUUCAAAAGUACAAAGAUGCUAUGGAACUGCUGUUCUGCCACAGAUGGAUAUUACUAUGCUUCAAAAGAGAAUUUACUGAAGGAGUGGCAUUGAGAAUGUGGGAGGCUUGCUGGGCAAAUUACUUAACCGAUUAUUUCCACUUAUUUUUGUGUCUGGCAAUUAUAUCCGUAUACGCUGACGAUGUGAUAGCUCAAGAUUUAAGAGCUGAUGAAAUGUUGCUACAUUUUAGCUCGCUAGCAAUGUAUAUGGACGGUCAACUAAUUGCGAGAAAAGCAAGAGGACUUCUUCAUCAAUUCAGACAAAUGAGGGAGAUUCCUUGCAGCGUAAAUGGAUUAUGUACGAGAUGUGGACCAGGAAUCUGGGAUAGUUCCCAUAGUCCUAGAAUCUUCUGUAGUUGCAAUGGCCCAUGUACAAACACUAUCACUACUGGUAUUUAAAAGUAAAUAUUUAGGUUUAAAAAUAUCUGCUUUUGUAGCAUUUCUCAAAAAAUAUAGGUUUGUUAACUGUUACAGUUUAUAUGAUGUGCAUUCUACACAAUCACUUUGUAGUGGUAUUUCUACUAGUAACGUACUGUGAAGGCAUUAUUAAACAAAAUUAUUCGGUUCGUCUGAAAAGAUAUUGGUAUAUAUUUUAUGAAAAGAUUAAUCCUUAAAAAGUAAGUGUAUUUUAAAAAUAUAUAUUUUAAUAAAAUUUAUUAAAUGUUUACUUAGCUAUAGUAAAUAUUUAAUUAAUUGACGUUAUAACCAGACAAUAGAAAUUAUCUUUAAACCUUCUUGUAGAGCGAACUAUAGCAAUGUCACAUAAAUUCCCUCUGUAGGAUAAUUAUGCUCAGAAUUGCUGCAAUUUCUCAGUAUUGUACCGCAUAUUUGCAUAAAUUAAGACAACUCAGGAAAGCAAAUAAUGCAAAAAUAAAUCUGAUUAUCUCCUCUAUGUAUAUAGACACUAGUUAGAAAAUAUGCUGUCUCAAACAAGAAUAUAAUUGGAAAAAUACGUUUUAUUAUUGUUUUAUAUUAGGAUGCCCCGGAGUUAUUUUCGUCCUGCGCUUAGAUUGUUUAAUUGUACACAUAUCAGUGGUUGUUAUGCAAAAAAUAAAAUGUAUACAUAAUAGCUUUGUAAUAUGCAAUAAAUAGUUUUAAAUUUAAUUGAAGUAUUUUCGCUAUUGCCAUGUUAGAUUAGUGCAUGCAAUUUUGAAGAUUUAAUGAAAAUCUUUGAACUGACUUAUGAAGUAGUUUAUGAAAUUUGGGAAUUAAAUUAUACUUUAUUAAAUGGUU